ACGGAGAGGGAGUGGGGGUACACGCAAGUCGGCGGAACAGAUGCCCUACCUCUGAUUGGCCGUUGGCCCGCGACCGGCCGUCCCCUAUUGGCGGGUAGCGCGGGGCCCGCAGGCCUGCAUUGGCCAGGCAGCACGUGCGGGCCACCUGCACCUGGUUGGUGGGGUGAUGGGUUAUAAAAGGCCCAGACGCACCCCCCUGCCAGUCAGAGACCGGCUUGCAGCCGAACUGUUUUUAGAAUCUGGAGUUCUCACGUUCCUUCAAACAUUGUACACUCGAGUUCACCCGCCAACCGUUUAUCUCUUUCCUUUUUUCUUUUUUUCCUUUUUUUUUUUUCCUUCCCCUCUCCCUCCACCUUUACUAUCCUCUUCCUUUUCUUUUAUAUUCCGCUCGUGACAUCGAAUCACGUUUAACCUCCGGUGCCGGUCGAACAGACAGUUCAGUUCACUCCCGACGAGCGAACGGUGAACAUCAAUUUCCCGCUCGAAGAAGAAACCAUCGUUCCGUGUGUUUGCUACGAGAAAGUGGAUAAUUGCCGAGGAAGGAGAAAGAAGAAAGGAGGACAGUUUUUCACGCAGUUUUAUUCGGGACUAAAUGUGACAGUGCAGUGAUCAAAUCCCAGAGGAUUAUCCUGACAAUUUCGUUUUAUCUCCGAUACAGAUACGUGUAUACAUAUAAUACGUGUAUAUAUAUAUAUAUACAUAUAGAUUUGGUGUGAAUCAGUGUCGAACAAUCGGGAACAAUUUGGGAUUAAAUAUCGUAGUGUCCGCUUCGCGGAUAUUCGAUAUACCUGUGAAUUGCCGACUCUAAUUUCUAAAGAGUGUAAAGUACGGUGAAAAAAAUUUCAAGAUGUUGGUCGAAGAAGUGCCGAGAAGCUUCGUGAAGAAGAACAACAAUUACAGCCACUGUCCGUUGAAAAAACGGCCAGUCCAUAUGCUGGACGAAGAAGUAUCGGAAGUCAAAGAAAUAGAAAUCGAUGUCGUCAUGGACGAUAUACCCGAGCCAGAGAACCUGAGUACAAAGCCGGAAGAUUUGAGUAAAACGGCGGAACGUAAUCAGCAACAGGAGCAGGAGGCAACGGAGCAACGGGCGUCCAACGAGUCUCCUUCGUCGCUCCCGAAAAUCUCAUCCUCGCCCCCUUUGAUGACCACCAGGCCGACUUCUCCAAACGCGUUACACAGCCACAUCCACCCCGUGCAUCAUAUUCAUCAUCAUCACCAUUACCCGACAAAAGUGAUCACGCCUCCGGUCGGAAUCGCGCCGAUUCACCCCGUGGCCAAGAAGGCGCGAGUGGAAGUAAUCCAACACGAUAAUUCGUCGUCGACGGGCGCUGUGACUGCCGCGCCCGCCCCCCUGCACUUCAUGGCGAGCAAAGCGCCCCUCGAACCUCUCAAUUUGAACACGCCGGUCGAAUCGUUGCCGCAUUACGCGGCUCCAGCGUGGGCGCGGACGGCUCCGCUUUACCCCCCUCACUAUCUCCCCUACCCGGCAGCCUAUCAUCGUUAUCACCAUCCCGCGGGCGCGGACCUGUACCCGUCCUACCCGAUACCCGCUUAUCCACACUCGUCCCCGGAGCACCAUCAGGCGGUCUCGCCGCCGCCGCACAGUGCCCUCACCUGUCCAACGAUACAACGGCCGAUCGCGAGAAGUUACGCGCAUUGGGCGAGUCCGGACCACUGUGGCCUGUCCCCGACGAGCUCGUUAGGGUCGGGAUCGUUGAGGUCGCCGCCGCCUGUCACGCCGGAGGAUCUAUCCUCUCCCGGAAGCGACAGCGGAAGAUCAUCGGCUGGGAGCACGUCGGCGGGCAGCGCGAUCGUCCAUCCGAAAAUCGAGAAAUCCGGGGUGUCGAGCAGUUCGACCGCGUCCAUGUCUUCGAACUCCUCCUCCUCCUCGUCCUCUUCUUCGUCAACGUCCCCGAGAUACCAGUGCCCGGAUUGCGGUAAAUCGUACUCCACCUACUCCGGGUUGUCCAAGCACCAACAGUUUCAUUGCGCGGCCGCUGAAGGCCAGGCGAAAAAAUCGUUCUCGUGCAAAUACUGCGAGAAGGUGUACGUGAGCCUGGGCGCGUUGAAGAUGCACAUUAGAACGCACACGUUGCCCUGCAAGUGCCAUCUCUGCGGGAAAGCGUUCUCCAGGCCUUGGCUUCUCCAAGGGCACAUCAGAACGCACACGGGGGAGAAACCGUUCAGCUGUCAGCAUUGCAACCGCGCGUUCGCCGACAGGAGUAACCUGAGGGCGCACCUUCAGACGCACAGCGACGUGAAGAAAUAUUCCUGCACCUCGUGCAGCAAAACGUUUAGCAGAAUGUCGUUGUUGACUAAACAUCAGGAGGGUGGAUGUCCGGGCAUAACCGUUCCGAUGGGCUAUGCCUCUUGAGGACAUUGACUCGAAGGAAAGGGGGGCGGUGUGCGCUCACUCGUACCGAACGAGCGCAUCCCUUUCGACGGAUUCCUUCCGACAGGUUCCUUUAUUAUUAAAACACACAAAAAAAAGAAAUAGUAUGUACUUUUUUAAACGUUUCGAUUGAUCCAAGUGCCUUACGCGUUGAUUACGGAGUACAAACAAAUAAAGUAGAGUAGAGGAAUUAUAUAGAAUCGAUCGGAGAAAUUUCUUGCGCGAUCAACAGGAGGGGGGAGGGGGGUGGGUUCGAUUUCUCGGUGAAAUUUGUAUUUAGAGGGGGAAUAAUAAAAAAAAGAAAAAAGGAAAAAAAAAAUUUGACCGAGACUUGAUGAGAAGAUGGAGGACACAUCGAGUACCUGGCUUUCGAUUAAAAUUCACGCUCGUGAAACAAAGAGGUGAAUUUUAAACGGAAUCAUCGAUACAACACGACGUCGAGGAACUGAAUUCGAACACAUUUAGAUACGCGCUCUCUCGAAGGGUUUUUUUUUUUUACAGGAGGAGGGAAAAAAAUUGGAUCGAUUAGAACGAUCGUUCGAAUUUAUUUCUCUCUUUUGAUGAAAGAUGAUUGAUCAUUUCUUAAUGUUUCUCUCUCUCUCUCUCUCUCUCUCUCUCUCUCUCUCUCUCUUUCGUUCUUUUUCUUUUCGUCGAUUUUCCUUCGUCAUCCCGUUUGUACAUAGUUUCGGUGUGCGCGUGUGUGAAAAUCGGUGAGAAUGGGUGAGUUUCAACGAUUGUACUUAGAGGACGAUACACGAAGAGACGAUUUAUCGAGCGAAAUAUUGCCGAUGAGAGAAUCACAGGAAACGGAUGAGAAAAGUCGAUGUUAACCGCUUGACGCGGUCCCGUGAAGCUGACGUGCCAUUUUUGAAUUUUCUUUUUCCGCGCCUAUUUCCUUUUUUACCUUCCUUGAUGAUUUCCGUUUUCGAUCGAUUCGAGCGGAUAUAUGUACACGCGGAAAAAGUGAUCUUUGACAUCGCUCAUUUGCUCCUUUUGAAAAUGAAAAAAGAAAUAUAUAUAUAUAUACGUACAGGAGAAAAUGGAAUAAAUAAGAAAUGCGUAUAUUGCGCAAUCGUGCAGCAAAGUGCCAUUUUUUUCCGAGAUCGUGUGCCAGCAUCGAUUGUAAAUAUAUAUUGUUUGAAAGGCACGCACGAGAAAACGAAGUAUUAUUGAAUUGUCAGAAUGUGAAACGAAAUAAAAGCGAGAAAAUACAUAUGUGAACGAUCCAGUAUCUGAGUUUUCUCGUUUCUUUUUUUACUUGUCUUUUCGAGAUAAGAUUUGGAUUUUGAUGAAACGAGAACGAGGCAAAAUGAUGGUAGAGAGCGAGAAAGCUAAUAUUUUACGGUUCAUUUUGUCUUGUCGUUUUUCCCUUUUUUUUGUACCUUUUUCUUUGCGUUUUUUUUUUUUUUUUUUUUUUUUUUUUUCUCCCCUCUCUUGUAAAUCACUGUAAGUUACUCGAAGAAACUAGUCAUUGUAUAAUAUAAUCUAAUUUGUGCGAGGAAUAAGGAAUGAGAGGCUCGCUGCGAGGUGAAUUACUUUGAUUGGUCUGCUGGUAUACAUUCCUCGUAGAGAGAUCGCUCCAAAAAGAUUAUAUAAAUUAAAAUGAUCGAGCCGUCGAACGAUAUAUCCGUGGUAUAUUUUUUUCUUUAUAUUUGAAAUAUAUUUCUGUAAUAAAAAAAAAGAAAAAAAAAAAAGAAAAACGAGAGAAAAUGAGAAGCAUUGACUGGCUCAGGGCGAAUAUUAUCGCUCUUUCUAGUUUUUUUUUUUUAUAAAGAAAAAAUAACUGCUAUUUGAGAUAUCACUUAUAUAUAAAGAUAUUUUAUACGAAAUAAAUUACUUGAAUUUUAAAAUCUUACAGAAGUUUACGACGAUUUUAUCAGACCCGACAUCCAUAUCCAUCUUUCGUUCAAAAUACAUCGACGUUAAAAUAAAUUACCGUAAUCAAUUUCGAUUCCUUUAACUUUUAUUAUGAAUAUAACUCAGUUAUGCCGUUGCAUCUUUCAGAGUACUUACUCUGUUUCUUUGUAAUCGUUAAUAAAAUAAACGCAAACGUUCUUUAAAUUAUAAGAACGGACGCCUUUCAUCCACGUUGUCCAAGCCAAUACACGUAUAUCCUCUUACCCGGUUGGCUGGCUCAUUUCUUUACAAACGGAGCCGUUGGAAACCAACCGUAUACCCCGUCAUUCAAUCCCAAUCAUUUUUCCCAACUCACUUUUUUCUCAAUCUAUGUAUUAUAUACGAUUAUUACGAUUAUUUCGAUUAAUUAUUCGAUAAAGGAAAACCAUCGCGUUCUAAUAUUCUCCAUAUUUACUCGCAUCGCUAUAUUUAUUCACACUGAUUAGACGUUAAUUUAAUUUCAGAAUAUCCAGAAAUUUUUCGGUGCCAUCGAAAAAUUUGUCAUCUUUAAAAAAAUACAUCAUCAUCAUCAUCAUCAUCAUCACCAUUAUUAUUAUUAUCCAACAUCUAUGCACGCCAAAGAUUAAUUGCUUCCAAGCCCAAUCGUCAAUUUGAACGACGACUUAACCCAUCGUCCUCUCCCUCCAACAAGUAUUAAUAACAAGUCCGACAAGCCUAGAAUCAAGCAGUGGUGCAAUUAAUGAAACUUCAUCCCGCGCAGCGAUAAGGAAUCAAUCGAAAUAUAUAUUGUUGGGCGGCGAUUCGAGGCGAGGAAGGGAGCGCGAGAUGCAAUCUCGGCGGACACCUCGAAUAUCGGAACGGGCUCGUUAUCGCGGAACAACGGCAUAACUUUCGACGGCGUGCAUAAUAAUGCGCUUUGUCUUUCGACAAACAACGCGACUACGCGGAUCCUGUUUAUCUCUCCAUCCGAGUGCGAUCGUCGAAGGAGGCUCAGGAUACCACGAUAAAAGCGAUUGUUGCCAGCGGCCAGCCUGGGGCCUUUCGAGACGAAUCGAAUCGAAUCGAUUCGAUUCGUGGCGGGAUGGCAACCGGCCUAGGAUUAAAUAUCCACCACUCGCACUUGCCACGACGGAUUCGUCGACGAUGUAUAAAUCUGUUUCAGUUCUAGCGUUUUCUAUCCACCUAUGGAAAUACCAGUGCGUUUAAUAAUUCUUUAAUAACGAUAUUCCCCCUCUCCUUUUUUUUAAAAAUGCGACUUUUCACGGAGAAUCGUGCAAUUCGUGAAAAGAGAGAAAAUGUGAAAUUCGCGAAGGAGUGCUCCAAAAUCAACGUGCAGAGUUUCGAUAAUAAAAGGAGAAAAGAAAGAGGGAGGAGGAAUAGCAAGCGAAGGCACGAUUCGCAUUAACGCGUUUAAAUAGAAUCCAAUGGGAUGGGAUAAAAGAAUCACGAUACAAAUCUGAUUUACCACUUUGUUAUAGAGACGAGGAAACGGUUUUCACGAUCGGCACGAGGUAUCGGUCUCUUCGUCCGACUUAUUCACACAUAAGUUCAUUCAUAGCCGUUGGCGGGGCGUACAAUGGUCUUUUAGCGAAGCAAACAACAUAUGGCGGGCAAACGCGUGUUCGAAACGCGUUCAAUUCAUUGGCAAGCGCAAACGGGCUACCUGCGCCGCGUAUUAAAUCCCACGCGCUUUUGCCACGUACCAGCAAUUGAAUCACCGCUCUAUGCCUGCCCUCGAUCCGAGCUUUUUGUCCAAUCGUCUCGCCCAUAUGGAUGCGCUAAAUCGCACUACGAUCCCUCCCUCCCUGGUCACACUGUGUCGCGUUAUUAAAACCUCUCAAGGCUACUUACCCAUUAAAUGUCCGUUUAAACGUUGGUACGUGGUGCUACGAAGGUAGGUACAAUACAAUUUGCAAUAUUCGAGAAAGGAUAUUAUUCGAGGGAUAUUUUUUAUCGUGGGUACGUUUUUUCUUUUUUUUUGCUACAAACGCAAAUAUUUACAUUAAUAGUUUGUGUCGAUGUCCCUUUGAAUAUUCCAUUAUAUUUAAAAUUUUCCAGUUGGAGUAGUAUUUUGUUUUAUUAUUGUUGGAGCAGUGUAUUGUUUUCGGACGAGGUUAACGACGAGGCGCCAAAAUCGGCGGUGAAAGUCAAAGGUGGGCGGAAAGCAGCCUGUCACGGAAAUUUGGCUACAUAGUAUGCGGGUUCGAAACCUUGACAAUUUUGCGGAUCCUUUGAUCGUGGAUUUAUGAGGAUUUACGAAAGCGGGUAGCUUGUCAAAAUUGAAGAAAUUUUGCACGACGUCUAAUAAAAUGACGUUCGCUUCUUUCUUUUAUUUUUUUUUUUAUAUUCAAUAAUCACGUAGUCAUUUUCGAUCAUCCAUAUUUUUACGAUCUAUAUUAUAUCUAUACAUCCGCAAACUUUUACGAACACGGUGUUUCUCUCGUACAAAAAUAAAAAUUUUAACCAAAACACAAUCAUGACGGUUCUCCUCAGAACUAAAAGUCUAAAAAAAUUAAACCGCCACUGAGAAGUAAAUUUCUUUUUCUUUUCUUAAACGCAAGAUUUCCUCAAAUUCCUCGAAAAAGAAAAGAAAGAGAAGAAAAAAGAAA
Apis cerana (Asiatic honeybee) is the source of this 6858-nucleotide messenger RNA. Its product is annotated as protein escargot. NCBI's taxonomy places the organism in Eukaryota, Metazoa, Arthropoda, Insecta, Hymenoptera, Apidae. Gene Ontology annotation, molecular function: DNA-binding transcription factor activity, RNA polymerase II-specific; RNA polymerase II cis-regulatory region sequence-specific DNA binding. Gene Ontology annotation, biological process: regulation of DNA-templated transcription. The record is from RefSeq and is a predicted model, not a curated record.